Condylura cristata (star-nosed mole) is the source of this 1311-nucleotide messenger RNA. RefSeq names its product peptidylprolyl isomerase (cyclophilin)-like 3 (gene PPIL3). Gene Ontology annotation, molecular function: peptidyl-prolyl cis-trans isomerase activity. The transcript is spliced from 7 exons. Bases 375 to 860 code for a protein of 161 amino acids. Gene Ontology annotation, cellular component: catalytic step 2 spliceosome. NCBI's taxonomy places the organism in Eukaryota, Metazoa, Chordata, Mammalia, Eulipotyphla, Talpidae. The record is from RefSeq and is a predicted model, not a curated record. Gene Ontology annotation, biological process: protein peptidyl-prolyl isomerization; protein folding.
GCGGCGUUUGUAGAGCUGUCAGAGAUCGCUGCUGGUAGCGGCGCUGGUCCCAGUCUUAUAGUUGAAAGAGCUCCCCGGCGCUGUCAGAAGUGUUCCGAAUGAGGGCGAACUACAUUGUCUCCCUCGUUCUAGUGCUUUAGGUUUGAGAUAGGCGGGUGUAGGAGAGAGCAUAUGAGAGGCGUUUGUCUAAUGGGACCCGCGCACGACUUCCGGUGACCCAAAGAAACUAUAUUUCGAACUUUGAGUCGGGGGCUCGUCUGGGGCUUUAAUAGCAGCUGUGCUAGCCGAAGGGGUUAAUAAUAGAAACUCGUUCUUGAACUUUAUGAGACUCUGAGAAAUUAAAUAAUUAUUUCCUGAAGCCAUCCUGAAGGAAAAUGUCAGUCACUUUGCAUACAGAUGUAGGAGAUAUUAAAAUAGAAGUCUUCUGUGAGAGGACACCAAGAACAUGUGAGAAUUUUUUGGCUCUUUGUGCCAGUAAUUACUACAAUGGCUGUAUAUUUCAUAGAAAUAUCAAGGGUUUUAUGGUUCAAACUGGAGAUCCAACAGGGACAGGAAGAGGAGGUAGCAGUAUCUGGGGCAAGAAGUUUGAGGAUGAAUAUAGUGAAUAUCUCAAGCACAGUGUUAGAGGUGUUGUAUCUAUGGCUAAUAAUGGCCCAAAUACCAAUGGAUCCCAGUUCUUUAUCACCUAUGGCAAACAGCCACAUUUGGAUAUGAAAUACACAGUAUUUGGAAAGGUAAUAGAUGGUCUGGAGACUCUAGAUGAGUUGGAGAAACUACCGGUAAAUGAGAAGACAUACCGACCUCUUAACGAUGUGCACAUUAAGGACAUAACUAUUCAUGCCAACCCAUUUGCUCAAUAACUAUAAAAGACCUAGACAAAUAGCUGGCAGACUUCUUUGAGGGCCACACCUAUUGUGGUUUACCCAGUUUUGAUGAUGUCAGAUUGUAUCAUCUUGCUUGUUUACUACUAAGAUCUAUGAGUUGGUGGUAUGACGGGGAGCUGGACAUAGUUUACUCCUAAUCUAAGAGCAUAUACUUUACUACAGCUAUUAUCCAAUGUAUUAUUUUUUAAGUUUUAAUUUUAAAAACUAUGUAAACAUUCAUUUUUAAAUGGUGAGCCUCAAACCUGGCAUUUUUGAACACAUACACCUUUGUGUCAAUUACAUACUCCUAUCCAAGUCCUAGAGUUUUAUAUUCCACUAAUUAGUCACUUUGUGCAGUUAGAAAGAGACGGUCUGGAAAGGCUAGCCAAUCCAUUGCUGUUUUCUCUGUCUAAGUUCUGGAGUACAAUAAACAGAAUUUCCCAACUGA